Messenger RNA from Pectinophora gossypiella (pink bollworm), 4821 nucleotides. RefSeq names its product fasciclin-2 (gene Fas2). Gene Ontology annotation, cellular component: neuron projection; membrane. The transcript is spliced from 15 exons. Gene Ontology annotation, molecular function: protein binding. The coding region runs from base 405 to 2900 and encodes 831 amino acids. NCBI's taxonomy places the organism in Eukaryota, Metazoa, Arthropoda, Insecta, Lepidoptera, Gelechiidae. Gene Ontology annotation, biological process: cell adhesion. The record is from RefSeq and is a predicted model, not a curated record.
UCGCUGUGAGCGCGACAGUCUCGCCUCGCGCUCCCCUAGGUCGGACGUGCGUCGCUCGCUCGUCGCGCUCGAAUCUACUCUCCGAAAAACUUUAUCCACUAAAGAUCCUGCUCUGAAACUUAUUUCUUAGCAAUAACCAACCAUGAUCCUUAAUUUUCGAGUGAAAGGAACAUUAAAAUAAACUUUCCGGCAUCUUUAAAGACAUUUAUUGUGAAAUUUGUGAUUUUGUUUUAUCUUGAUUGAACGAUAGAGCACGUGAAGGUCUAACUAAAACAAGAGUGAUAUUGUUUAUUGUUUGAAAACAAAAGACACAUUCCGUUGGAGUAGCAGAGUUUGAAUUUUCUGUUGUUUUACUUGUUUCACGAGGACGCAUACCAACCGGUAGUGUGUGGAAAAGAGACAAGAUGAAGGGCCGUACAGGUGUGGCGGCUUUAGCGGUGUUGCUGGCAACUAUAACAGGAUGUUCUUCACAGACCCUGCGCAUCUACCCUAUGCAGAAGCAGCAAACAGUAGCUGUGGGCAAGUCCGUGGUGCUGACGUGCCAAGCGGACGCCCAGGACCCUGGCCUCGUCACGCCGCCACAGUGGAAGGAUCCCAAAGGACUGGUCAUCAAUGAGGCUGCCGCUGGCACACGUCCAGAAAUCUACACGGAGACGCAAGCAGCUAAGCAGUCGCAGUUGCUAUACAUCUCAUCCAUCACUCCCGCUAUGGCCGGGAACUAUACCUGUGUGUCUACAUACGCCAAUACACCACUCAGUGACAGCGUCGUACUUGAAACUAUUGUUGCGAUCACUUGGACAAACGCCAAUGAAAACCAAUACGCUACGAAAGGCAAGGAUUUCAAGGUUAUGUGUGAAGUGACUGCGGAGCCUGCUCCUUCGGUCGAUUGGUUCAAAGAGGGAACACCUAUUAUGACUGGAGACCGAUAUGUAAUUCAUGCCAAUGGAUUGAUGAUCAAAAAUGUUGAAGAGAGCGACGAUGGCACUUAUACAUGCAGAGCUGUUGUUAUCCAAACUGGCGAACUUGCUGAGAGAAACAUCAAAGUUGAGGUUUACACCGCACCAGAAAUGGAGGAACGUGAUCUAAGAGUUGAGAUUAAAGAAGGAGAAUCAGCCGCUAUCACCUGCAAAGCAAGGGGAAAGCCGCCUCCGAAAUAUUCUUGGAUUAAAGCCUCUACUCGCGAAAACUUGGCAAGCACCUCACGAUUCAGUGUAAACGAAAUAACUGGACUGUUACGAAUCGAUCGCGUAGAAGCUGGUGACUAUGGUAAAUAUAUUUGUAGUGCCUCUAACCAAGCUGGCCAGAACGAAACCGAAAUAGAAAUCGAAGUGUUGGUCAAACCAAGAAUAUUCGAACUGUACAAUACCACUGCUGAUCAGAAUCAGGAAGGAAAACUAGAAUGCAAAGCUACCGGAAGACCGGCGCCAAGAAUUAGUUUUAGGAAGCGCAGCAAUCAAGAACCCUUUGUCAAUGGACCUAACGAAAAUGGAAGGAUCACAAUUGAAACAACAAGUCAUCAGACGGGAGAUCAAAUGCAAUCAAGUGCCAUCAUGACCAUCGUGAAAGUCAAUAGAAGUGAUGAUGGCCUUUAUGAAUGUGUUGCCGAAAAUGACGGUGGGGAAGCAAGAAAGAAUGGCCACUUGACGGUACAUUUCAAACCAUCUUUCGAACAUAUGACGAACGUUCCUAUUUGGAGUUGGAAUGGACAACCCGUUAACAUCAGUUGCAUUGCCGAAAGUAUACCAAAUGCUACCAUUAAAUGGAAGUUCCAUGAGUACGACUUGGUAGAGUCUCCACAUGUCAGAAUCUAUGGAUCUGGACCCAUCAGCUAUGUAACUGUUACUCCUAUCGAUAGGGCGUUGUAUGGAAUUUACAAAUGCAUUGCGACGAACAAACUUGGUGAAGAUGAACAUAUUAUCCAAUUGAGAGAAGCUUUCCCACCAGCGGCUGUUGUACAAGCUCGCCAGGAAACAAUCACAGCAACGUCAGUAUCUUUCAACAUUGUUGGACCAGCAGAAGACAUGGGCCCACCAAUUCUAGCGUACACAUCACAAUACAAGGAGAAUGGCAAUUUUGAUUGGAAUCUCGCCCAAAAUAGGACAUGGUCCGUCAAUUCUCCUUACAUUGUUGAGAACUUGAAGCCUAUGUACACAUACGACUUUAGGUUUGCUGCCGUCAACCAAGUGGGCGCUGGACCCUGGGGAUCUCCAUUGACUGUUAUUAUGCCUAGAAGAUCGCCGCCAGAAUUACCAAAAUGGAGAGAUGACAAACUAAGUUCGGAGUCUCUAAUUCAUGGAAAGUACGCUGACAGAUAUGAACUCCAGUGGAGGGUCCCUGCUCAUAAUGGUGAACCUAUCGAUAUGUACGAAAUCAGUCAUUGUCCUGUACUGAAAGUGAGCGGAGAAUGGCGGAUCGCCGCGGAAUCCCAGUGCGUUGUCGAGGAAUUGAAAUUUGAAGCUAUUGCGUAUGAAGUGCGAGGACUGCAGCCAGAUACCCGCUACCGCAUGCAAGUCCGCGCCCACAACGUGCUGGGCUACUCUCUACCUGCCCAGCUAUACAUUCAGACCGCCCUCGGUGUGGGACGAUCAGAUUUCGCUCCACCGCAACUUCUAUCGAGCGGUGCCAUAAUCGGAGUGGCACUAGCGGGAGUCUUCAUCUGCCUCAUUGUCGUGGAUCUACUGCUGUUUUGCUUUAGACGACAAGGCGUUAUCGCGACGCUUUGCGGCAGACGUACAAAGAAACACAGCGACGAUGAAGCCAAACUUGGAAGGGAUGAAAAGGAACCUCUCAAGGAUACUGGAGACGAUGCAUUGAAGAGAAACUCGUCAAUCGAAUUCGACGGGCGACGGGUUUACGCUACCAGCGGGGGACCAAUAAUUGGAAAGAAUUCGGCUGUCUAAACUAAAUAACAAAACACUUUUUAAAAGACUAAUCUCUAUGAAGAAUAUUUAAUCACAUUACUGGAUGUUAAGCGAUAUAAAGCUUGUGUAUUUGUGAUGCGCGACCAGUAUUCGAAACUGCCAAAAGACGAAUUGUUACUCUUAUUGUUAAGUGUGUAACCAGCUUUACUGUCUGUUCUAAGACUUAUUUUCCAUCUGUGUAAUGACUGUUCUAUUAUUAUAAUCACAUUAUUAUUUGUCUAUAAUUGUGUAAGCUUGAUGUUUAAUGGAUGUUCCACUGUUGCUUUUUGAGGUACGACAUGUGCCUUUUAGCGUUUGAGAGAUGACUUUUUAUCAACUGAAAUAUGUUUGUGCAUUUGUUGCUUCUGAUAGACGAUCUUUGUAUCUCCAUACCUUCUAGUAAUUUGGAAUGCUGUAGUAAGUUUCAUUCUAGGUUUCCCAUGUUUAGCAAUUUCGUAACUCCCAGUACCACCUCUAAUAUAGUUCUCUCAUGUUCAGUUGAUAAAAAUCAAUCCUUAUUUACUAUUUUCUCUAUUUCAUAAAUGAGGGUAUUAUAACGUAGGUUUAGUGUAUAUAGGUACGUAUGUUCUUUAGGUCUUCGAUGAAGUCACAAAUAUUUCCUUAUCAAUACAUCACUAUGUACUUGCUUAGGUUUGAUUAUUAUCUUUGUAUGCAUCACUGUUUAGCCUACCCUCAAUAUAAUAAUGCAAUAAUAUACUUACUUUUGAGUCCACUAGUUCGUUUAUUUCGUACAUAUAGGUACAUAGUUUAAUAUAAUACAUUAUAGAGUUAUAUCGAUAAUGCCGAAUUGAAGUCAUAGUGUUUUGUUACUUCCACCAAGUUCAUUUAAUAUACAUAUUUUUAUAUCUAGUUAGUAAGCGAAUUCAGCCACAACCAACCUACUGUGAGAUUUUGUACAUAUUAUUUAAGGCGCCUUGUAAAUAUUAUAUGUAACUCCUCUUUUAGAUACGAAAAACAAUGUUAUUUAGUGGAGCAAUUUAAAAUUUUGACCAGUAGUAGGUUUCUUAUCUAAAACACACAAUGCCUGAACAAACAUUGCUCUAUUAGAUGAUAUUGACGCUUAGUUAGUACUUAAACAAAAUAAUUUGCUAUUUUAGUCAAUAAGAACUAUGAAAAGUUUUACAAAAAUAAUAUCACUCUAAAGAAAAAAUAUUGGGGUACACUGUAUAUUGUCCUCCUUAAAAUUCUUUUAUAUGGAAUAUAAUCCGAAUAUUAUAUCAUAUUUAUGAAUUCUAGGAAUUUUACAUUUAAGUUCUGAGGUUAGGCUAAAAAUUUGAAUUCUUCGUUUUAAUUUAAAUAUAGAAAACACGAAGGCUCUCAUUCCUCUCAUGCCUCAUAAUGAAAUGCCUCAAAGACGCUGUCUAUAAAUGGCGCAGAAUAGAAAAAUAUUUAAAAAUAUUUAGAUCGAACAAACUGCAUAUUAAAACUAUUUGUAUCAAAUAAGUAAAAUCUUAUUUCAUAUAUGGGUUUAUUGUUCAUUUUAAAUUAGAUUUUUAAUUUAUUUUAGGUCAACGAGUUUUUGUUAGUGCCUAUUUCUAAGGAAGCGAAUGAUGAAAGUACCUAUGUUGAAAUAGGUUUAAUAGAUGCUGUAUUUUAUUAAGCCAACGGAAAAAUCGGCGAUGAUAAUUAAUUAUUUUUUUACAAAUAAUAUGUAAACCGUAAAUGUUUACUUAGAAAAAUCAACUGAUGAUACUUAAUUUCGGUACGGUAAUUUAUAUAGAGUCGCCAAUGUUGCUCAAGCAAGAUCCAACUGAAAUAUUUAGAUAUAUAAAUCACAGUUUAUACGUUAAUGUAAGUUUGUACGUCUGCCUAUCAGCUUGUCUCAUACGAAGCGGAGUCAUGACCGAUAUCAUGAUCGGAAAGCGCAUUUUAUAAAAAAUAAAUGUGAUAAAAAAGUUGA